Molecule: messenger RNA, 3685 nt
Organism: Spea bombifrons (plains spadefoot toad)
Lineage: Eukaryota; Metazoa; Chordata; Amphibia; Anura; Pelobatidae
Gene: STAG3
Product: stromal antigen 3
Exons: 33
Coding region: 1-3600 (1199 amino acids)
Biological process (GO): sister chromatid cohesion
Cellular component (GO): chromatin; nucleus; cohesin complex
Molecular function (GO): chromatin binding
Source: RefSeq, a predicted model, not a curated record
AUGAAAGCCGCCGGAGGCAAUGAUUUGGGACCGAUUUGUUUCAGGGAUCUGAGCAGUGAGGAUGAGGAUCUGACCGACACUGGAAGCGACUUUGAGGAGACCAUAAGCAAGAGACCCAGGAGACUUCACAGGCCACCUCUGAGAGAUGCCCCGGUCUCCAAGCGUCCCCGGAGAGAGAGGGACAAGGGAAACGCAACCGGAGGGGACUUGUUUGAGGCAAUCAAACAGGGUAAAAGUGCCAUGGAGAUACUUGUGGAUGAAUGGCUGGACAGUUACAAGCUGGACCGCGAGUCUGGUCUUCUGGAACUGAUCAACUUCCUGAUGGAAGCCUGCGGCUGUAAAGGUGUGGUUACUCAGGAGAUGGUGGAGCGCAUGCAGAACGCAGAGAUAAUUCACAAAAUGACGGAAGAAUGUGACGAGGACACGGCGGAUUAUCCUCUGUCCCUCACCUCCCAGCCCUGGAAGAAGUUCCGCCAGAACUUUGGGGAAUUCCUGGAGACCCUCGUGAGCCGCUGCCAGUACAGCAUAAUCUACGACGAGUUUCUGAUGGACGCCUUCAUUUCCUUUGUGACGGGGCUGUCGGACUCCCAGGUGCGAGCCUUCCGCCAUACCAGCAGUUUUGCAGCCAUGAAGCUGAUGACGGGUCUGGUGAAAGUGGCGCGGAAUCUGAGCGUUCACCUUGAAACGAGCCAGCGGCAGUACGACGCAGAGAAGGCGAAAAGGCCCGAGAAGAGAGCGCCCGAGAAACUGGAGACUUUAUUACGGAAACAGAGAGAUCUUCACGGUAAUUUGGAGGAAAUCGGGAACAUGAUGAACGGACUUUUUAAAGGUGUCUUUGUGCAUCGUUACCGGGACGUUGUACCCGACAUUCGCGCCUUUUGCAUGGAAGAACUUGUGAACUGGAUCAGAACCCAUAGCCAGUCCUUCCUGAACGACAGCUACAUGAAGUACGUGGGAUGGACUCUGCAUGACAAGCAGGGACACGUCAGGUUGCAGUGUGUUCGUAGCCUGCAGUCGUUGUACGCUGUGCAGGAGAUGACGGGGAGGCUGGAACUUUUCACCAGCAGAUUCAAGGACCGGAUGGUAUCGAUGGUUUUAGACAAAGAGCAGCAAGUCGCCGUGGAAGCCAUCAAGCUGCUGGAGCUCAUCUCCAAGAACAUGGAGAAUGUAUUAACCAAGGAGGACUGCGAGACCGUCUACCCUUUGGUGUACGCGUCCAACAGGUCUGUUUCCACCUCCGCAGGAAAGUUUCUAUACCACAGGUUACUGGAAACGGAUGACGCGGAGCUAAGUACGAAGGACAGAAGCCGUCGCGCCCCUCACUCUGUGUUCUUCAAACUGCUGGCUGCCUUCUUCAUUGAGAGCGAGCUUCACAAACAUGCCGCGUACCUGGUGGACGGUCUAUGGGAGUGCGCCCGGCCUCAGCUGCGAGACUGGGAGUGUCAGACAGACCUGCUGCUGCUGGAGAUAGACGGUAUGGAUGACAAGCAGGAGAGCGCUCUGAUAGAGAUCUUGGUGUCGUCUCUGCGGCAGGCAGCGGAGGGGACGUCUCCUGUCGGGAGAGUGCCGGCGAGGAAGGUGCCGUCCGCAAAGGAGAAGAAGAUUCAGUCGGAGGAUAAAGUCAGAUUGACGCGACACAUGAUCGUCACGCUGCCCCAAUUGCUGGCAAAGUUUUCAGCAGAUCCAGAGAAGGUGACGCUACUUCUAACGGUUACCUGGUUGCUGGAGCUGGAGAUGUUCUACACGGAGCGGCUUGAGAAGCAUCUAGACCUCUUGCUCAUCCAAGUGAGAGACAUCCUAGAGAAGCACACAGAGACAGACGUGCUUGAAGCAUGUACUCGGGCCUUAUAUGUCCUCUGUAACCAGGAGCAGACUGUGUACAAACAAGCAGACAUCACCCGUAGCCACUUGGUUGACCAACUCACUGACCAACUAUCACAACAGCUCUCAGACAUUCUGCAGGUGUCUGAUCUUGAUGAAGACGAAGUGUACAACAUGGCAGCCACGAUGAAACGGAUCUCAUUUCUGUACAGUUCUCACGACCUGAGCCGCUGGGAGCUGUUUGAGCCGGUCAGCCGCGUCCUGCGUCGGGGAAUAGACACCGGCGAGGUCCCGGAGCAGAUCCUGCUGCCUGCUCUCGCCUGCUGCCACUUCUCUCUGCUGUGGAACCUCGAGCGCUUCUCCAGAUCCAGGCCAUCGCAGGAUGAUCUGGCUGCGCUGCGGCAGAGACUUUGCUUGUUCUGUGAAAUGUGUCAGAGCUGCCUGUCUGAUUACCACGCGGCGGUGAGGGAGCAGGCUUUCGUACUCAUCAGCGAUCUCCUGAUAAUUUUCGGUGGCCACAUGGCUCGCGGGGAGAGAUCUCACCUGCAGCCUCUGGUGUACCGGCCGGACUCGUCUCUCCAGGCUGAGCUGGCGGGGUUCCUCCUGGAUCACGUGUUCAUAGAACCUGAGGAUGAGGAUGGAGCGGACGAGGCCGGCCAGAUCAGCCUCCUGCAUAACCGACGAAACCUCCUGGCCGGCUACUGCAAGCUGGUUGUGUACAGCGUCCUGCAGCUGCACUGGGUCAGCGAUGUCUUCCGCCACUAUGUCAAGUUCUACACAGAUUACGGGGAUAUCAUUAAAGAGACGCUGCACAAAUCCCGCAGCAUCAACAAGGAGGAGAGCACCCGGACUUUACUGCUGAGCCUCACUCAGGCAUACACAGCGCUGUUUCUAGAGGAGAACACGCCGCCUCAGCGCACGUCCCGUUCAUUCUUAGAGAUCCGUGAACUUGCCAGACGAUUCUCCCUGCUCUUCGGACCCAACCAGCUGAGGAACCGCCAGGACGUUGUACUUCUGCACAAGGAAGGCAUUAAAUUUGCUCUGCGGCCUUCCCCGGGAUCCGAGCCGUCGCCCCAGAACCUGAUAUUCCUGGAUGUUCUGAGCGAAUUCUCCCCAAAACUCCUCAAACAGGACAAAGGUUUUCUAUUGCAAUACCUCGAUCAGACGCGCCAGCUGUGCCUCCCCCAGCAGCAGGGGGGCGACGCUGAUGAACUUUGGGCACCCUUCGUGGCGUACCAAAAGUCUCUCCAAGUAGAAAGUGAAAGCUCCCCCACCACCCCGAGCCGCUCCAGGGCCCAGAGGGACAGAGUCAGGAGCCGUCCGCCGGCGUCUCUGGUCACACCGCCCAGCAAGAGGAAGAGGAAGAGCAAAGAUGCUGUCGAGGACUCCAGUGUGAUCACAGAGGGGGGAGGAAAAAGACCGCUGCCGUUAAUGACAUCCACCCUUCUGAAAGAAAGGAAGGCGCCCGCCGGUCCUGCGAGGGAGGAGGGGGAAGAAAGUGCCGACUCGGAGGCAGAAUUUGAGCCAAGUCAGUCUAUUAUUGUCCGCCGCCAUCUUGGGACAUCGAGCUCCUUGGGCCGGCUACAGACCAAGACAGGAACCCCGGGAACGCUGAGCAGCAGCCUCCACCGGCUUACUUUAAUGGAAGAGGAAGACGAGGACGAGGAAAUUGUGAUAGAGGAGGUAGAGAGCAGCUCGCCGUCUCCCGAGGGGGAGGAGAGACCUAUUGACCUGCUGGACUCGGCCAUACUGGACAGUGAGGAUGAGCCGCCAGUGUGAUGAGCCGGCGUGAGAUUGCUUGCCUUGGACAUCGCUUUCUCUACCGACCCGCGUCUGUUUGGUUUGUUAAUUAAAAGUUGACAGU